UUCCAUGUUAAAUUAAUUGGUUGAAGAAAGCGGAGAGAUGUCACAUCCUGUAUAUAAAGAUAGUGUCCGGUACAGGAUUUUUCACUCUCACAUUUUUUUUUUUUUUCAUCCUUUGAGUCAGACCGCCAGAGCAAAUGUUAACAACCAUCCAUCAAUUUGAUCGAUGAUUUCAAUUUAAACUACUGAUAUUUCCCAUUUAGCUUUCUUUCCUGGGUUUAAUUCUAGUUAGACAUUCAUCGUCAUGAGUUUACUUCAUAAAGCUUCUUCUUUGAAGAAACAUCAAAUCAAUGGUUUCCAAAGAUACUUCUCCUUAUCAUUAUCAAAUCAUGGUGAAAAAAAAUUAAAUAAAUAUUCAUCCAUUGUAACUUCAGAUCCUUCUCAAGGGGCUUCUCAAGCUAUGCUUUAUGCUACUGGUUUCGAUGAUGCCGAUUUCUCAAAAGCUCAAAUCGGGGUUGGUUCAGUUUGGUGGUCGGGUAAUCCUUGUAAUAUGCAUCUUAUGGAAAUGAAUAAUAAAUGUACUGAAUCAGUUAAUAAAGCUGGUUUAAAAGGUAUGCAAUUCAAUUCCAUUGGGAUCUCUGAUGGUAUCACCAAUGGUACUGAAGGUAUGAGAUAUUCUUUACAAUCAAGAGAAAUCAUUGCUGAUUCAUUUGAAUCAAUGACUUUAGGUCAAUUAUAUGAUGGUAAUAUCUCCAUUCCAUCUUGUGAUAAAAAUAUGCCCGGUGUUUUAAUGGCUAUGGCAAGACAUAAUAGACCUUCGAUUAUGGUUUAUGGUGGUACUAUCUUACCAGGAUCUCCAACUUGUGGUAACCCAAUCAUUCCUGAUAAAAUUGAUAUUAUUUCCGCCUUCCAAUCUUAUGGUCAAUAUUUAUCAAAAUCAAUUUCUAAUGAUGAAAGAAAAGAUAUCGUUAGACAUGCUUGUCCUGGUCCAGGUGCUUGUGGUGGUAUGUAUACUGCUAAUACCAUGGCUUCUGCUAUUGAAGUAUUAGGUAUGUCAUUACCAUUCUCUUCAUCAGCUCCAGCUGUCUCUAAAGAAAAAGAUUUUGAAUGUGCCAAUAUUGGUGAAGCUAUUAAAAAUUUAUUAAUUUUAGAUUUAAAACCAAGAGAUAUUUUAACCAAACAAGCAUUUGAAAAUGCUAUCACUUAUGUUAUUGCCACUGGUGGUUCAACCAAUGCUGUGUUACAUAUCAUUGCUAUUGCUUCUUCAGCCGGUAUUGAAAUUACAGUCGAUGAUUUCCAAAGACUUUCUGAUUCAACUCCUUUAUUAGCUGAUUUCAAACCAUCAGGUAAAUACGUUAUGGCUGAUUUACAAAAUGUUGGUGGUACACCAGCUGUUAUGAAAUAUUUAUUAUCAGAAGGUUUAAUUGAUGGAUCUCAAUUAACUGUAACUGGUAAAUCUAUUAAAGAAAAUUUAGAAAAAGUCAAAUCUUUACCUGACGGUCAAGAUAUUAUUAGACCUCUUUCAAAUCCAUUAAAAUCAAGUGGUCAUUUACAAAUUUUAAAAGGUACUUUAGCUCCAGGUUCUGCUGUAGGUAAAAUUACUGGUAAAGAAGGUACUUAUUUCAAAGGUAAAGCAAGAGUUUUCGAUGAUGAAGGAGCAUUUAUUACUUCUUUAGAAAAUGGUGAAAUUAAAAAGGGUGAAAAAACCGUUUGUGUUAUUAGAUAUGAAGGUCCAAAGGGUGGUCCAGGUAUGCCAGAAAUGUUAAAACCUUCCUCUGCUUUAAUGGGUUAUGGUUUAGGUAAAGAUGUUGCACUUUUAACUGAUGGUAGAUUUUCCGGUGGAUCUCAUGGUUUCUUAAUUGGUCAUAUUGUUCCAGAAGCUUAUGAAGGAGGUCCAAUUGCCUUUGUUGAAGAUGGUGAUGAAAUUGUUAUUGAUGCUGAUAAUAAUAUCAUUGAUUUAUUAGUGGAUGAAUCUGUUCUUGCUAAAAGAAGAGAAGGUUGGACUCCACCACCACCAAGAUAUACUAGAGGUACUUUAGCUAAAUAUGCUAAAUUAGUAAGUGAUGCUUCUAAAGGUUGUGUUACUGAUUUAGUCUAAUCAUCUCAUCUCACUUUGACUCCCUUUUCCUAUUACUAGUUGGUAGUAGAAGUUUUAUGAUUGAUUUUUUUAAUCAUUUUAUUACAUUAUUAUUAUUUCAUUAUAAUUACAUAACUAAUUGUCACAUUGAAAGACAAACGUUAUAUCAUUUAUUCAAUUCUUAAU
Messenger RNA from Scheffersomyces coipomensis, 2200 nucleotides. It is a transcript of the gene ILV3, whose product is annotated as dihydroxy-acid dehydratase. The record is from RefSeq and is a predicted model, not a curated record. The coding region runs from base 242 to 2035 and encodes 597 amino acids. The transcript has a single exon. Gene Ontology annotation, cellular component: mitochondrion. Gene Ontology annotation, molecular function: dihydroxy-acid dehydratase activity. NCBI's taxonomy places the organism in Eukaryota, Fungi, Ascomycota, Pichiomycetes, Serinales, Debaryomycetaceae. Gene Ontology annotation, biological process: branched-chain amino acid biosynthetic process.